Dermacentor andersoni is the source of this 1749-nucleotide messenger RNA. RefSeq names its product mitochondrial ribosomal protein L54 (gene mRpL54). NCBI's taxonomy places the organism in Eukaryota, Metazoa, Arthropoda, Arachnida, Ixodida, Ixodidae. Gene Ontology annotation, cellular component: mitochondrial large ribosomal subunit. The record is from RefSeq and is a predicted model, not a curated record. Gene Ontology annotation, molecular function: structural constituent of ribosome.
AACGCCGGCCGCCAGCGAGCGUGCACGAAUAAGCCAGAUCAAGUGAAGACUGAAAAAAAAAAAAAAAGCCAUGGCUGUGUGCACGUUGCUUUUUAGGUCUUGUAACAAAAUACACCACGGAAAUUCCUGGCAAACGUUUCAGCAGUUGCUUACAAGAAACUACGCAAAAAAGGCAACUGCAGCAGCUUCAGCGGGACUCAGCAUCCAACCCAAGAAAAAAAAGCUACCAGUAGAAACGGAUCCAGAAAAACUCGUGCGCUUCUGCUGCGGUAGCAACAUACUCAAGGAAGGCCAGGACAUCGAGCUCGGUCCUGAUGACUCGUACCCGUCCUGGCUGUGGGAGCUGCCGCUGAACGGACCACCGCCGUUGUCGGAGAUGGACCCAGAGACUCCCGAGUACUGGGAAUCUCUGCACCGGCGAGCGCUGCUGAACCAAAACAGGUUGCUCAGUAAAAGGCCCAAAGUUCAGAUGCGCAUCAACGAGAAAGACAAGAUUCGAAAGCUUAAGGCUUUACGCUUCCGCGCACUUGCAGCGUACCACUACGACCCAGGAGUGCCGCUGCGCGAGUACGAGGAACAGCUGAAACGAAACAGGCUCGACUGGUGAUCGCUGUACAACGUGCGCGCUGUAGACUACUGCCAAACUUGCUGGCAUGUUUAUAUGGUGUUCUUUUGCCAAGUACAGCAGUCGGAGUAGCGACAAUUUCUUCCUCCGCGCACUUGACGAGCAUCACGCGUUGGACGGAACUCAUUACUUGCUCGUUACGCUGUGCAAUGCGUGUUCUAGGGACUAUUGCUCUGAAAAUGGCGCAGUUCAUUAUUUUGCUUGUGCACCUGAAAACAUCGUGCUGCCACGUUUUGACUUCAUUAAGUUUUACUUUAGUAGCACCCUGUCAUCACUAUACUAUUUACAUGAAAAAUUUACAGGCACAGGAAUCUAUGAAGGAGCCGUUUACAUGAAGCCCAGGCACACAGCCUGCAAGCUUUAGUAGUAUAUGUGGCGUUGUAGUAGGCUUGUGGCUUCUUCACCUUUUGACAAACUGCAGUGCAACAUUGCACUUAAAUUGACCUCUUUCAUGGAACCUGCAGCCCGAAUACCGAAAAUGUACAGGUGUGCAGAAAAGUAAUUGGAACAUAGGACCUGUGACUGAACUAAGCCCUCUAAAUAAGCAGGGAGCUUAGGCCAAACUGCAUUCCACUGUUCCUCUAGGAGGAAGCUAAAAAUUUGAUCACACAUGCCCCACCUGGCACUCGUAACCAGUUCACACCUCUGUCUUGCUUCUAUCUGUGAAUCAAAGUGCCAUUCUCAGUUUCUGCUGCAAAAAUUCACUAGUGCGACAGCACAGCUGCACUCCCAUGUGCUGAGGACAUGUGUAGCGCAUACGAAAUGCAGAACAGCUGUGCUACCAGCACCAUCACUCUGGGGAGUGUCAUACACAAAAGCUUCGACCAAAGGGUGAACAAACAGAGAAGUGUUAAAUGGCUAUAGUUGCUGGCCUGUGCACAUGCAUCAUCCAAUUCCUUGCUUCCCCCAAGGCUGCUAGAGAGCACUGGGACGCAGUUUGGCCACAGCUCUCGCGAUCCAAAUACUUUUGCGUGCACGUUAAUGUUAGCCUGGUGUGGAAGGAGCCUGUAUGCAAAAGACUUGUGCAUUGUUAAGUCGAUACUGCGAAAUCCUCAUUGCUGUACUCUGUCUUAGGAACAGUACAAAAUUAAAUUAAGUUGUAAUAAAGGCACUACAAUCAUUUA